AUGCUCCGGGCACUGCUCGGAGCAGCCUUGCUGGCCUCCGCUGUGGCCCAGGCUGUCAAAGGAUCGCGCUCCCCACUUAUUCAGGCCCUAGAAAAUGCGCCGGCCGAAGAUGAAGCCCGCUCAAUUCUGGGGCCCCAUCUCAAAGACAUGAAAACUUUGGAAAAAGAGGUUGUAGAGCUGGUGGUGAUGCGACAAUGGUGGACUCUUGCUCGGGAGUUGGUCUCCAAGUCCCACGAGCAAAAGGUGGACCUCUCCUUCUCGGUCAGAAAAGCUGUCCGAAGUCUCAAGGACGAGGCGGAUGAGCUGCUGAGAACACUGAAUCCAAAUUACGGGAUGGCGCAGCAGGUGUCCCCGGCCUUUCAGUGGGCUCAAAACGACACUUCAAUCUUUUUGACCAUCAAGUACACAGUGCGAUGGAAUGCGCCGGGUGCCUUGGAGGUGACGGAUCCGUCAGUGAACAUGACAGGCAACGUGUUCAACUUCUCUGGCCUUGGCAAGCAUUCCAACAACAAGUACAAAUAUUUUCUGUCCAUCAACCUUUUUGACAACAUUGAGGCUCAGCUCUCCAAUUGGAAUGCAGCGUCGGUUGGAAAACUGAGCGUGACGCUUCGCAAGCGAUGGGCGAGGAAAUGGCCCAGAUUGCUGAGUGACAAGAAGACGAAAGUGUCCAAUAUGCACAUGUGGAUGGAGAUGCAGGAGAAGCUGGAUUCGAGCUUAUCUGGCUUCAGCAGCGUCUCUAAUUCCCCCAUCACCUGUGCAGCUGGUGGGAAGUUGUACUGUGUAGCUACAGACACCUGCAAAAAGUCAGAGAAUUGUUCACAAUGCCCUGGCAAAACCGAAGCCAACGAGGAGGUGCACCUUUGUGCUGGGAAGCCUUCAGAGAAGGCAUCCUUGACCUUCCAGGAUGCUGACAUGGACGAGCACCAGCUGAGCGGUGAGGUAAAGAUUCACAAGGCCAGAAAUGACUUUGACGUGGACACCUACGCGGUGUUUUGGGGCAAGAGCGACACUGCCAAGCUUGAGAACGCUGAUGGGAAGGAGCUACUGUUGGGAGAGGUCAGUGCGCUUGGCAAUGACCUCGAUCUCAUGAUUCCGCAGAAUAGCCCAGUUCCUGAAGGUGCCACACACCUGCUGGUCUUCUCCCGAAAUGCGUAUGGCGAGUACGCGACUCCUGGUUCAUUGCUUCUUCGGGACGCGGCAUUGCCAAAGGCGAAGCCUGGCGGCCUGACCUUUGAGGAUGAAGACGGCGGCAAAGACUUGGUCCGCGGCCGCAUUACGAUAUCUAGAGCAGCGGAUGAGGAGAAGAUCUCCGAAUAUUCGCUGCACUGGGGCCGAUCUCCUACAAGGAAGACCAGCCAGAACUCCUUCAUUAGCGCGGUGAGAAAAGAGGAGGGCAAAGAUGUCUCUCACUGGCUCUCCUCGCAGAAGCCUCCAGAGGGUGCGACACACCUCUUGGCCUUUUCCAAGAAUGACUUUGGCGAGCAUCCAUCGCCUGCCAGUUUUCAGAUCGUGGACAAGACGAAGGCCUGCAUUUCGCAGAAUGAGGAUAGCUGUCCUCAAGGAGUCCAGGUGACCGCAGAUGAAGAUCCUCAGCCUCGACAAGCUAAGGCCAAAGUGACCUUCACAGCAGCAAAGUCAGAGGAGAAGAUCGACAAAUACAGGAUCUUCUGGGGCAAGCAACCCUGCAGCAAUGAUGUGUCUAGCGGUGCCAAGAACGGCCACAUCCGAGAUGUGCGCAAAGACGACCCACCAGAGGUGGAGCUGGCUGGCCCAGUGCCGGAAGGCAGCAGCCACAUUUUGGUCUUUUCCAACUCGCCCAACCUUGGCGAGUCAGAUUUUUGCGUGUCGACUCCUUUCCAGGACGACCAGUCAGCAAAAUCCGAGAAGGAGCUUUAG
This is a messenger RNA of Durusdinium trenchii, 1896 nucleotides long. The record is from the annotation of a GenBank genome assembly. NCBI's taxonomy places the organism in Eukaryota, Dinophyceae, Suessiales, Symbiodiniaceae.